Salvia splendens (bonfire salvia) is the source of this 2634-nucleotide messenger RNA. Its product is annotated as serine/threonine-protein kinase tricornered. Gene Ontology annotation, molecular function: protein serine/threonine kinase activity; ATP binding. Lineage: Eukaryota; Viridiplantae; Streptophyta; Magnoliopsida; Lamiales; Lamiaceae. The coding region runs from base 718 to 2313 and encodes 531 amino acids. The record is from RefSeq and is a predicted model, not a curated record. Gene Ontology annotation, biological process: protein phosphorylation. The transcript has 15 exons.
CUCUGUUUAUUUUCAAUUUUUUCUGAAUGUAUUUUGUGAUAUUUUUUUUGGCCGAGACGCAUUUUGAAAUUGUGUUUUUAUUUUUAGUUCCGUCAUCUUCUAGCAAUUGCAUUCGUCUACAGGAAUCUCUUGUCCUCGAUUUCUGCUGCAUGUCAACGAGAUAUGUAAUUCUAGUAAUUUUGAUUCGCCGGCUUUUAUUUUUAAAUAGGUUUUCAGCAGCGUCGGCGAGUUUUUGACAUUUAGCAAUUUCGGAAUCAAGUUAUCAAUGUUGACGUAUUUUUUUAUCAUGUUGUUUAUGCUGUGUCAAUCUUUGAAAAGAGUUGUGAUUAGACGGUUUGCGUGUGUGGUAAAACUAACUUAUGUGCUCCAAUUUUAUCGUUUUUGUUCUGAAUCACAUUUCCCUAUGAAAACUGUUGUUUAUGUGCUUAAUCACAUUUACGUUUGCGACUCUAGGUUUUUUAUGUGGUUUGGGUAACACGUGAGAUUCAUUUGAUUUCAUGAUUCGUUGGUAAUUUGAAUAAUGUUCUGAAAUUGGUAAUGUUUGUGCCAUUUUGACUGGACAGGAAUAGAAGUUUCUAAUAAGUGUAAUACAGAACUGUUUAGGAGGAAUACACAUUGUAUUAAGAUUUUUGGCAGAUGAGAUUAUGGUGUCAGUAUGAUGGAAGUUGCCCGGGGAGUUACGUGUAAUUUACCUCUUAAGCAGAGGUAAACUACUUGAUGGAUUCAGCCAAAAGUUGGUUCCACAAGUUUCAGCAAAGCGACCGUUUGAGGACAUUGAGGACAGUGAGUAGGAAGAAAGACUCAAUGGGUAGUGCAAGAGAAGAACCACCGGCAGACCUACUUGCUGAUGACGAAGCCUCAACUCUCACAAAACAGAAGGUGGCUGCUGCAAAGCAGUACAUUGAAAAUCAUUACAAGGAGCAAAUGAGGAAUCUUCAGGAAAGGAGGCAGCGGCGAAACGUACUUGAAAAGAAGCUAGCUGAUGCUGAUGUAUCUGAGGAGGAUCAAAAUAACUUAUUAAAAUUUUUGGAGAAGAAAGAAACUGAAUACAUGCGCCUUCAGAGGCACAAAAUGGGUGCCGAUGACUUUGAGUUACUCACUAUGAUUGGGAAAGGUGCUUUUGGGGAGGUUAGAGUCUGUAGAGAGAAGACGGCAGGUUGUGUAUAUGCAAUGAAAAAGCUUAAGAAAUCAGAAAUGCUUCGUAGAGGCCAGGUUGAACAUGUGAAAGCUGAAAGGAAUCUGCUUGCAGAGGUGGAUAGCAAUUGCAUUGUCAAAUUGUAUUGCUCUUUCCAAGAUGACGAGUAUUUGUAUCUUAUCAUGGAAUAUCUUCCGGGUGGCGAUGUGAUGACUUUAUUGAUGAGGAAGGAUACAUUGACUGAGGAUGAGGCCAGAUUUUAUGUAGCAGAGACAGUUUUGGCUAUUGAAUCUAUUCAUAAACACCACUAUGUACAUAGAGACAUUAAGCCUGAUAACUUACUACUUGAUAGGCAUGGUCAUUUAAGAUUAUCAGAUUUUGGCCUGUGCAAGCCUCUAGACUGUAGUACUCUAAAAGAAGAUUUUGCAGUUGGAGACGGUGUUAAUGGAAAUUCAAAAUGUGAGGAUAGCUCAGCUCCAAAACGCACGCAACAAGAGCAAUUGCAACAUUGGCAGAAAAAUCGGAGAAUGCUUGCUUAUUCAACUGUUGGUACACCCGAUUAUAUUGCUCCAGAAGUUCUGUUAAAGAAGGGCUAUGGAAUGGAAUGUGAUUGGUGGUCCCUUGGUGCUAUCAUGUUUGAAAUGCUAGUGGGUUAUCCUCCCUUCUAUUCUGAUGAUCCUAUGUCUACAUGCCGGAAGAUAGUGAACUGGAAAUCACAUCUAAAGUUUCCAGAGGAAGCUACACUUACUUUUGAAGCAAAAGAUCUGAUAAGCAAACUACUCUGUAGUGUUAAUCAGAGGCUUGGUUCAAAUGGUGCAGAUGAAAUAAAGGUACAUCCUUGGUUUAACGGGAUUGAGUGGGAUAACAUAUACAAUAUUGAAGCAGCAUUUAUUCCCGAGGUUAAAGAUGAGUUGGAUACCCAAAAUUUUGAGAAGUUUGAAGAGGCUGAACACCACACUUCAACUUCAUCAAAAUCUAGUCCAUGGAGAAAGAAUAUGCUUUCUUCCAAAGACAUCAACUUUGUGGGGUACACAUACAAGAACUUUGAAAUUGUGAAUGACUACCAAGUUCCUGGAAUGGCUGAACUGAAGAAGAAAAAUACCAAGUCAAAGAGGCCAACAAUCAAAUCACUUUUUGAUGAUGAUUCGGAAGCAUCUGAGACUGGUGGCAGCCAAUAAAAUGACCCUUAUCCUCAGCAUUGUUUCAACAGAUGUGGAUUUGCUUGCAUUCAAGUUACUGCUGUUUCGUCUUCAACGAAUAUAGAGUUUGUUAGGUUCCAGAGAGGGAAAAAGAUUUCGAGUGGCUCGUUGCUUUCGAUCUGCAACUGAUUUGCUGCCCUCGACCUUUUCUUUACAUAAAGCAGAGAUCAUUGACUGACUCAUUUGUAGGAAUUUUUUUCUUGUUGUCAACCUUUUCGGGAACCACAGCUUAUUGCAUGUAGAAUACAGAAUGACCAAUUUCUUGUUGAAACUCUAUAAAAGUUAACAAAUUGUAGCUUA